AUGUUGGAAGUAGAAGACGACAGCUUUCACGUCACACGUGAAGGCUACUCCCACCUGAGUGACUCAGAAUGGGAGGUAGUCGGCCGCAUGAGUGUGCUCAUGGGCGAACCCGCCAUCAGUGGUAUGUUGGAGUCUCUAAGCAGAGACCAGCAAGAUGCUGCUAUCAACAAGUUCCUACAAGGGAAAAUUGCCUUCGAACGACGGAAGAUAUCCUUGCUACAGCAGCAAGGCUCUCAUCAGUCGAUGGGCGGGCCGACGCACAUGCGUCGACCCGAAACCUUGAAGAUUGAUAUCUCAAGCUACAAGGAACGAUGA
Peronospora matthiolae is the source of this 315-nucleotide messenger RNA. The record is from the annotation of a GenBank genome assembly. Lineage: Eukaryota; Oomycota; Peronosporomycetes; Peronosporales; Peronosporaceae.